GCUAUUUCCCCACACUUGCGAAGUCCACGUGUAAAAUAUUCUCCACAUAUAAACCUUCACGCUUCUCAAAGAGAGGGGAUUCUCCUGCUUUCCUUCCAUCGCUUAUUUCUUCUCGGUUUCAAGUCUGUGUUUUAAGCUUUUGAGUAACAGCAAUGGCGGACAAGCCAAGCCGAGGAUUGGUCUUAUACGGGGACGGGUUGGCCCGUUUCAUUGAGCCAUCACAUGCCCAUCUGCACUCUCUCGCAUCUAACGCCAACUGUGGUUUCUUGAGCCUCCCUAAUGCUCCGCCUUCAGAAAGCGAGGAUGAUAGGAUAGUAAGAGAGUUUGCGGUACUGAUGGAUGCAUGCGAGGCAUACUUCAACAAGAAUGGGCAACUUUCUACAGAAGCAAAGUCUCAGAAGUCAUCCUUGAUUCCAACCAUGUCAGAAAGGUUCAUGGGAAUGAGAGCUGCUCUAUUGACUAACAGUUCUAGUUUGAAAUCUUUUGGAGAAAAACUUGGCUUUGAUGUGUUGCAUUUGAAUGGAUUAUUUGAAAAUAUCAAUUUUCCCUCUGCACAGUCAGCUGAUUAUUUGGCUUCUGAAUUGUUGGCCUUACUUGGAUUUCAAGAAGGGAAGAUAUUAGAUGUCGGCCAGUUUGAUUUAGUAAUUGUGCAUAUUGGAUCUGGAGAGAAUUUGAAUUCUGAAAAAGACAAAGGUACAGCAGGUGACAUGGAAUUCAUGAAUGCUCUAAUUGGUGCUAUUAUGCUCAUGGCUCAACCUGGAACUGAAAUUGCUUCCCGUCUUUACUUGUCCCUUGUUAUGGGCUAUGGGUAUGUGUCAAGGGCUGAUGAUCCUGGUUUGUCAAUAUUGAGCCACAACUAUGAGAAUGAUUCUCCUCUUUCAGCACUCUUCCCUCGACAGAGUUACACCAUGAGAGGAGAAAGUCCAAGAAAUGAUGUUAGGCACCAUAGUCCCAUGUUAGUUGCUCAAUAUCAGAAUGCUGUAACCCGCAAAGAUAUGGUAGACACGUUUUCUUUUAAAGAUUUCAAAGAGCGUUCUGGAAAUCUCAUCAUACCAGCUGAUAGGUUACUGCAUGAGAUAGCAUUUAAGCUUUGGAAGGCACCCAAGUAUGGGGCAUAGGAGGAAUUUAUAUGUCUCUAUGACUUAAAAUUCAACUUUUUAAUAUAAUUAUAGAAGAUAAGCGAAGAUUUAAGCGUAUCAUGAAUUCAAUACUUUUGAAAUCCUUUUUCUUUAAUGAUGUUUUUCUUGAUCUUACUUUCACUAAAGUUGACUAUUGUCUUCAUGUAAGUCCGACAUGAUCUUAAAGUUACUGUUGACAGCAGCCAGUUAACUUUAA
Theobroma umbraticum is the source of this 1335-nucleotide messenger RNA. Its product is annotated as rhomboid family protein. The record is from RefSeq and is a predicted model, not a curated record. Lineage: Eukaryota; Viridiplantae; Streptophyta; Magnoliopsida; Malvales; Malvaceae.